Messenger RNA from Linum tenue, 1560 nucleotides. The record is from the annotation of a GenBank genome assembly. NCBI's taxonomy places the organism in Eukaryota, Viridiplantae, Streptophyta, Magnoliopsida, Malpighiales, Linaceae.
AUGGCGUCGACUUACCAGGAACAAUUUCAAGAUAAUUAUCAGCCAUCUUGGCCUUUCUACAAUGUCAUCAGUUCCACUCUCGACCCCUCCGCCUCCGCCGCCGACUUCUCUUCCUCCUUCACCCUGCCGCAGUCCGCCGACGUCGACGAAAUGGACCUCAUAAUGGAUCAUCAUUUCUCCUCCAUGCUCACCGCCGAAGACCUCGCUGACUCUCCCGCGUCAGACGACGACGGAUUCGGGAUGAUCACCUUGUCCACCGACGAGCUGCUGACCGGGUUGGACCGGUUCGACCCGAACCUCAGCGACAGCAGCCAACGGGAUAACAAUCAAGACGGUGGUUACUGGAGCCCCACUCCUUCGAUCUUAUCCAAAGUAGCGAAUCCGAAUCCGGCGCUGGACAUACCGAUGGAGGAGUCGGAACUCGGCAACCAGAUCAGCGUGUUCCACUUGCUGAAGGCCUACGGGGAAGCGAUGGAAGGAGGGCACAGGGAGCUGGGUGACGUCAUCAUGGCCAACGUGAGCGAGAAAGUCAGCCCCGCCGGCGACUCCCUGGAGCGGCUGGCUUUCAAUCUGUCGCAGGAUCUGCAGAAGGAAGUGGAUUACAUCAAGCAAGAGGCGCUCAAGAACUUCGAAUCCGCAUUCAGGGCUUUCUACCAGAUCUUCCCUUACGGCCGAUUCGCUCACUUCGCCGCCAAUUCGGCCAUGGUCGAGUCGAUUCCGGCAGAAGCCGAGACCGUACACAUCGUCGAUUUCGACGUCGGGGAAGGCGUCCAGUGGCCGCCGGUGAUCGAGGCUCUGGCUCGCCUCGGGAAGAAGGUCAAACUGACAGUCGUAGAUUGGGAAUCGCAAGCCACGGGAACGGAUCAGGACUCCGAUUGGGCGCCGGCGAUGUGGAAUCUGGAGGAGGUGAAGGCACGGCUGAUGGACCAUUCUUGUCGGGUUGGGUCGAACCUGAUCAUCGAAUCAACCCGAAUCGAUGAUUUGGCAGGGGGAAUCAGGGGAGCGAAGCGAGCGAGCGAGUGGCGCGUGUUCAAUUGUAUGGUGGGGCUUCCGCACAUGAGGAGGGUGAGGAGCAGGAAAUUGGUGGAGGAAUUCCUGACGACGGCGAACGAGUUGGUGGCCGAGUCGGGGAGAGGGAUGGUGACUCGGGGAGACGGCGAAGCUUGGGAGCAUUUGAAGGGUUGCUCUGGGUUCGGGUCCUUCUUUGAAGGGAACAUGGUCUAUUACAUGUCCUUGUUGGAGUCAAUUGAGCUGAAUUUCCCGGAGCUGGCGGAGGCGAGGAUGGCGCUGGAAUGUCUGUUCGUGGCGCCGUUCAUAUCGUCGGAGGCGUGGUUCCAGAGAUGGGUGGAGAUGAGUGAGAUGCAGGGGAAGGGGAAGGGGAGGAAGGAGAUCAUGGAGAAGUGGAGAGUGAGCAGAGAGAGCUUGGAGGAAGCCAAGGAGAUGGUGAAGGAGAGCCAGACUUCGUACGGAGUGAGGACCGGAGGUGAAUCGGAGAAUGAGAUGGUUCUGGAGUGGAAAGGGACACCAUUGGUGAGAGUGUCGUCGACGUGGAGGAACUGA